AUGUUGUGGGACUUUGCUGACAGCGGGGAGAGAGGCUGGCUAGAGGGGACCAGAGACCUGGCCAAGGUCAUGGAGCUGCAGGUGGCCCAUGGGGAUGUUUCAUUAGCCCUAGGAAGGGCUGUGACAUUUUGCUUUUUUUUUUUUUUUUGGUCUUUUUUCUUGCUCAGCUUCAACGUGUUCCGGGGCGGGGACGGAGUGGCUGGGGCCCGCUGGCAGUGGCGCAAGGGCUCCCCUAGGGCUGCAGGCAUAUGCGUGGAUCUGAUGGGGUGGCCAGUGGCCAGGCUGGCCCCCCUCCUCCUCCUCCUGAUGUCCAGGCAGGGUGCUGCCUGCAGAACCAGUGGGUGCUGUUUUCAGGACCCUCCAUAUCCGGAUGCUGACUCAGGCUCAGUCUCGGGCCCCAGGGACCUGAGCUGCUAUCGGAUAUCCAGUGCCAGUUACGAGUGCUCCUGGCGGUACGAGGGCCCCAUGGCUGGGGUCAGCCACAUCCUGAGGUGCUGCCUUAGCUCUGGACGCUGCUGCUACCUCACUGCAGGCUCGGCCACCAGGCUGCAGUUCUCUGACCAGGAUGGCGUGUCUGUGCUCCGCACUGUCACACUCUGGGUGGAAUCCUGGGCUGCAAACCGUACGGAGAAGUCACCUGAGGUCACCCUGCAGCUCUACAGCUUGGUUAAAUAUAAUCCUCCCCUGGGAGACAUCAAAGUGUCCAGGUCAGCGGGGCAGCUGCGGAUGGAGUGGGAGACCCCAGACCACCAGCACGGUGCUGAGGUACAGUUCCGGCACCGGACACCCAGCAGCCCAUGGAAGUUGGGCGUCUGCAGACCUCAGGAUGAUACUGACUUAGAAUCCUGCCUCUGCCCCGUGGAGAUGAAUGUGGCCCAGGAAUUCCAGCUACGACGGCGGCAGCAGCUCAGGCCAGGGACCCCGGGAGGUCCCUGGAGCAGCUGGAGCAGCCCUGUGUGCGUCCCCCCUGAAACCCUCCAACAGCCCGAGGUGAAGUUCUUGGUGGAGCCGCUGGGCCAGGAUGGGAGAAGGAGGCUGACCCUGCAUGGGCAGCCACCUCAGCUCGAGCUUCCAGAAGGCUGCCACGGGCCCUCACCUGACGUGAAGGUGACCUACCGCGUCCAACUGCACAUGCUGUCCUGCCUGUGUAAGACCAACGCCAAGAGGACCCUGCGCCUGGGGAAAAUUCUCUUCCUCUCGGGUGCUGCCUAUGAUGUGACUGUCAUCUCCUGGAAUCGCUUUGGCCCCGGCCCCAACCAGACGUGGCACAUUCCUGCCUAUGCCCACACAGAAACAGGGAUGCUCAAUAUCAGCAUUGGAGCCGAUGGGACCACCAUGCGUUGGCCAGCCCGGGCUCAGGGCACGACGUACUGCAUUGAGUGGCAGCCCCAGGGCCAGGAUGGGAGCGUCGUCAGCUGCACUUUGACUGCACCCAAGAACCAGGACCCAGCUGGAAUGGCAACCCACAGCUGGAGCCGAGCAUCUGGGGCAAUGGGGCAGGAGGAAUGUUACCGCAUCACCAUCUUCGCCUCCGCACACCCAGAGAAGCCCACCUCAUGGUCUACGGUCCUGUCCACCUACCACUUUGGGGGCAAUGCCUCAGUGGCGGGGACCCCGCACCAUGUCUCGGUGAAGAAUCACAGCCUGAACUCGGUGUCUGUGGACUGGAUGCCGUCCCCGCUGAGUGCCUGUCCUGGUGUCCUGAAGGAAUAUGUCGUGCGCUAUCGAGAUGAGGACAGCAACCAGGUGUCAGAGAGCACCGUGAAGCCCACAGAGACCCGAGUCACCCUCCACGGUUUGCGUGCGGGCACAGCCUACACGGUACAGGUGCGAGCGGACACAGCAGGGACGCGCGGUGCCUGGAGCCAGCCCCAGCGCUUCAGCAUUGAAGUCCAGGUCUCCUAUUUGUCCAUCCUCCUUGUGUCUCUGGGGAGCUUCGUGAGCAUCCUUCUCCUGGGCAUUCUUGGGUACCUCGCCGUGAACAGGGCUGCACGGCGCCUGUGCCCACCCCUGCCCACACCCCGCGCUAGCUCUGCCAUCGAGUUCCCCAGCAGCCAGGGGAAGCAGACUUGGCAGUGGACCAGUCCCACCGACUUCCUGGAAGAGGUGACCCCGCAAGAGGCCCUGGUGGUGGAGAUGUCCUGGAACAAAGGCAAGGGGACCGAGCCUUUCACGGAGAAGAAAGAGCUGCCCUGGGGCAUCCCUGAGCCGGCCCUGGAUACAGAGCUGUCCUUGGAGGACAAGAGACACGUGCAAGGACACUCUGAGGCCGAGGUCCUAGGGUCUGGGGGAGAUCGGAAUGGCGCCCCCGUAGCCCUCAAUGUGAGACGCUGUGGGCGGGUCACCUUGUUCUCCUGGGCUCGCUUUGCCCAUCUGCAACUCCAGAAAAAUGACAACGCCAUGCCGCUAGGGUACUCGUGUCUGAGACUGCACCACGGGGUGCAAGGAAUGGGUGCAGGGCCCAGCUUCAGCCCCCUCUGUGUAUCCCAGCCAGCCACCUCCUAG
Galeopterus variegatus (Sunda flying lemur) is the source of this 2505-nucleotide messenger RNA. It is a transcript of the gene IL12RB1, whose product is annotated as interleukin 12 receptor, beta 1. Gene Ontology annotation, molecular function: cytokine receptor activity; protein binding. NCBI's taxonomy places the organism in Eukaryota, Metazoa, Chordata, Mammalia, Dermoptera, Cynocephalidae. Gene Ontology annotation, biological process: cytokine-mediated signaling pathway. The record is from RefSeq and is a predicted model, not a curated record. Gene Ontology annotation, cellular component: external side of plasma membrane.